AUGCUUGUGAUGGAAGUUUAUUUUCUGCUGGAGUCGACAAAAAACACCAAAAGUGGAGAAGAGAUGACGGGAAAAUAUUAUGAUCAGUGUCAACCAGACCGGCAAUUAAUGGUUCUCACAUAUUACGAUGAGAAGACGAUGAGCUGCUUCUUUUGCCCUAAAUGUGUUUUGUUAUUCGAGAUGCAUCAAUCUUCCAUUCGUUGCUUAUCCCUUAAAGAGAAGUUGGAGAUAGACGGUUGUCUGUUAGAUAUCACAGAUCUAAAGCAUUCUUCACAAAGUUAUUUAAUAACAUUUUAUGGCUUCAAGACUGCAACGUCUGCUGCAACAAAUAAAAAGUGA
Messenger RNA from Clunio marinus, 339 nucleotides. Lineage: Eukaryota; Metazoa; Arthropoda; Insecta; Diptera; Chironomidae. The record is from the annotation of a GenBank genome assembly.